This is a messenger RNA of Peromyscus californicus insignis, 1649 nucleotides long. RefSeq names its product solute carrier family 16 member 3 (gene Slc16a3). The coding region runs from base 231 to 1640 and encodes 469 amino acids. NCBI's taxonomy places the organism in Eukaryota, Metazoa, Chordata, Mammalia, Rodentia, Cricetidae. The transcript has 6 exons. Gene Ontology annotation, cellular component: membrane. The record is from RefSeq and is a predicted model, not a curated record. Gene Ontology annotation, biological process: transmembrane transport; monocarboxylic acid transport. Gene Ontology annotation, molecular function: monocarboxylic acid transmembrane transporter activity.
GACGUGCGCGGGGGACGUGCCGCGCGAGGGAUGAGAGCACUUAAAGUCGCCCCCGGCUCGGCGCCGAGCAGCCCAGGCGGACAGAGGCGGACGCUGCGGCUGGCGGUGGCGGUGGCAGAGUACUGUUUGGCAGCACAGCAUUUGUGGAGACUGGACUGAAUACUCAGGUCAGAGGCUGCCCCCCCGCUGCAGCUCAAUUCUUGGGCAAGGUGAAACCAGCCCUCCUGGCUAUGGGAGGAGCCGUGGUGGACGAUGGUCCCACCGGAGUCAAGGCCCCUGAUGGCGGCUGGGGCUGGGCCGUCCUCUUCGGCUGUUUCAUCAUCACGGGUUUCUCUUAUGCCUUCCCCAAAGCAGUCAGCGUUUUUUUCAAGGAGCUCAUGCAUGAGUUUGGGAUUGGCUAUAGCGACACGGCUUGGAUCUCCUCCAUCCUGCUGGCUAUGCUCUAUGGCACAGGGCCAUUCUGCAGUGUGUGUGUGAACCGUUUUGGCUGCCGGCCUGUCAUGCUUGUGGGUGGCCUCUUUGCAUCCCUGGGAAUGGUGGCCGCAUCUUUCUGCAGAAGCAUCAUUCAGAUCUACCUCACCACAGGGGUCAUCACUGGCCUGGGUCUGGCUCUCAACUUCCAGCCCUCCCUCAUCAUGCUCAACCGAUACUUCAACAAACGACGCCCUCUAGCCAAUGGGCUGGCAGCAGCAGGCAGUCCAGUGUUCCUUUGUGCACUGUCUCCACUGGGGCAGCUACUACAGGACUACUAUGGCUGGCGAGGUGGCUUCCUCAUCCUGGGGGGCCUGCUGCUCAACUGCUGCGUGUGUGCUGCGCUCAUGAGGCCACUAGUGGCACCCAAGGCGAGUGGAGGGACUGGGCCCCAUGCACCCCAGCGGCCAUCAAAGCAUCUUUUGGAUUUGAGUGUCUUCCGAGACCGUGGCUUCCUCAUCUAUGCAGUGGCUGCUUCCAUCAUGGUGCUGGGGCUCUUUGUGCCCCCAGUAUUUGUGGUGAGCUAUGCUAAGGAUCUGGGUGUGCCUGACACGAAGGCCGCCUUCCUUCUCACCAUCCUGGGCUUUAUUGACAUCUUUGCCAGGCCCACAGCUGGCUUCAUAACGGGGCUCAAGAAGGUGCGGCCCUACUCUGUCUACCUCUUCAGCUUUGCCAUGUUCUUCAAUGGCUUCACCGACCUGACAGGCUCCACAGCCAGUGACUAUGGUGGCCUGGUGGUCUUCUGCAUCUUCUUUGGCAUCUCAUAUGGCAUGGUAGGGGCUCUACAGUUUGAGGUGCUUAUGGCUAUCGUAGGCACUCAGAAGUUCUCCAGUGCCAUCGGUCUCGUGUUGCUGUUAGAGGCUGUGGCUGUGCUCAUUGGACCCCCAUCAGGAGGCAAGCUGCUGGAUGCCACGAAAGUUUACAAGUAUGUGUUCAUCCUGGCGGGGGCCGAGGUGCUCACCUCCUCCCUUGUGCUGCUGUUGGGCAACUUCUUCUGCAUCAGGAAGAGGCCCGAGGUGACCCAGCCUGAGGAGGUGGCCUCAGAAGAGGAGAAGCUCCACAAGCCCCCUGUGGACUCGAGGGUGGACUCGAGGGAGGUGGAGCACUUCCUGAAGGGACAGCCUGAGAAAAAUGGGGAGGUGGUUCAUACCCCGGAAACCAGCGUGUGAGCGGCCUGG